AUGGCUUCAGCAGUGGCGACGGCGGUGACUCGCGGCGGCGGGGGAUCGUCGGAGCCGUCGAAGGUUGGCGGCGGCGGGAGGUGGGGCCGGCGCCGGCGAGUGAUCUGCUGCGUGGCUUCUUCCUCCGCUUACUACGCCGGAAGCCUGAAGGAACACUACAGGACGCUUAGGGUUCAGCCUGGCGCAUCCGAGAAGGAGGUCAAGAAGGCGUUCCGAGAGCUCGCGCUGCAGGUGAUUCAUCUCGGAUCAUCGCACCCUUUCGGCUGAUUUCUCAUCCUUUUGGAAAAUCGAGAUCGCGGUCUGAGUGAUUGUUUCCUUCGAUCUGCAGUAUCAUCCGGAUGUGUGCAAGGGAAGCAACUGCGGCACCCAAUUCCAUCAGAUCAACGAGGCAUACGAUGUAAGAAUCUUCCGAUCCUCCUCCCUGUCGCAUCACAAAAGCCUCUGUCGCUGAUGACGAUCCGCUUCCUCCAUCUCCUUCCUUCUUCUUCUGGAUCAGAUCGUCAUGAACAGCCUGAGAGAGGCGGAGGAACCGCAGAGGAAGCAGGAAUGGAGCGACGAGGGGGACGAUCAGAUGAGGGGGAUGUACGAUCCGAGCUGGGACCUCUGGGAGGAGUGGAUGGGGUGGGAAGGCGCCGGAAUACGGGACUACUCCUCACACAUCAACCCUUACAUUUGA
Molecule: messenger RNA, 676 nt
Organism: Spirodela intermedia
Lineage: Eukaryota; Viridiplantae; Streptophyta; Magnoliopsida; Alismatales; Araceae
Source: the annotation of a GenBank genome assembly